Molecule: messenger RNA, 3442 nt
Organism: Aureococcus anophagefferens
Lineage: Eukaryota; Pelagophyceae; Pelagomonadales; Pelagomonadaceae
Exons: 3
Coding region: 1-3429 (1142 amino acids)
Source: RefSeq, a predicted model, not a curated record
AUGCGGUCGCCCUGCGCGGCGAGCGACUUCGUCGAGCAGGGGGUCAUCUUCGACAUCGGCGCCUUCUGCGCGGCCCUCGCGGCCAAGGGCCCGGAGGACCUGGAGGCCGUCGCCGAGUGCACGCUCGUGGGGCUGGACACGGACGCGGAGCCGACGCACGAGCUGGGCCUCGUCCUCCCGGCGCUCGAGCGCCUGCGCCUGCGCCAGUCGACCGUGCGGUCCUUCCGGGACUUUGGCUGCGACCUCGGGCGGCUCCGGGUCAUCCACGCGGCGCGGUGCGGCGUCGCGGAUUUGGACGGCCUGGGGUCCAUCUUCACGCUCGAGGAGCUCUACAUCUCCUUCAACGACGUCGAGGACUGCACGGCCCUGGCGCUCCACGACGAGCUCCAGGUUUUGGACCUGGAGUCGAACCGCGUCGCGGCCGCGGCCGAGGUCGCGACGCUCGGCACGUGCGAGAAGCUGUCGUGCCUCACGCUCCUCGGGAACCCCGUCGUGGGCGCCCUCGAGGCGAGCGGCGGCUACGCGGGCGGCGUGCUGGCGCGCGUGCCCCACCUCGAGGUGCUCGACGACGCGCCCGUCGGGGUCGCGCGGCGCGACGCCGCCGCGCCCGUGGACGUCGUCGACCUCGCGGGCCCGGCCGACGAGGCGGCGCUCGACGACUUCAUCCGCCAGGAGAGCGCCGUGGUCAGCGAGGCCAUCAAGGUCUUCCGGCCGCGCACGGCCGACGCGGCCGCGGAGUCGCGCGCCGGUGCGCCCGCGCCGCCGCCGGGCGGCCGGCCGACGAGCGCGCACUCCUGCUGGGAGGAGAUGUGCGACCUGCGGGGCGCCGCGGCGGGCGGCGCCGCGGCGUCGGCCGACGGCGCGGCCGGGUCCGACCUCACGCGCGGCGGCAACGGCCCGCUCUCGGGCAACAUAUUACGGGGCCUCCGGAAGUCGCGCGCGCCGCGGCCCGUCGACGAGGACGCGGGGCUCGAGGGCGUGCGCCGCCGGGCGGAACACGGGACCCGGGCGCGGCGGCGGGCGCCCGCGCCGGAGACGGCCGCGAGCCCCGUGACGGACCUCGUCCGCGAGCUGCUGCAGACGACCGCCGCGGGCGCGCCGGAGACGGCGUCGCCGGCGGCGACGCCGCCGCGCGCCGAGGCGCGCGCCAUGGCCCACUCGCUGUCGUCGCCCGCGCUCGGGUCGCCGUCGCGCGGUGCCGCCGUCGCGCCCGCGCCGUCGCACGUGCCCAUCACGUCCGUCCAGAAGCAGGCGCUGGCGCGCAAGGCGCCCCAGCGCAAGAAGAAGCUUCAAGGGGUCAGCAUCAGCCACAUGGACCUCGCGCGCCGCGCGGCCGGCAGGGCCGACCUCAACCGGAAGGUCGAGCAGCGCAAGCUGCGCGUCUACGACUUUAGCUGCCCCGAGAGCGAGAAGCACGUCUGCGCCUGCCAGCUGCGCUGCGAGAACCCCAAGGGCAAGCAGUGCCAGAAGGGCAUCGCCGUCUGCGCCAAGCACGCGGCCCAGGGCUGCGCCUACGUCGUGACGAACCCCUCCGGCGAGUGGGCGACCCUGAAGCGGCUCCCGACGGCCAAAGAGGAGGCCGAGUUCCGCUACCCCGGCAAGGACUUGGACGCGGCGGGCCUCGCGGCCGAGCGGCCCGCGCUGGAGCGGGAGGGCCGAGCGCAGCGGGCGAACUACUCGGCCGCCGGCGGCUUCGCGGGCGCCCUGCGGCGCGGCGGCGUCGACGCCCUGACCCUCGGCGGCGACCCGCUCUGCGGGUCCGCGGGCGCCGCGGCCGUCGCCGCGCUCGGCGCGGAGCGCCCGACGGUUGCCCUCGUCGCGCUGAGCUACCGCACGCCGGCGACGCUGCGGCGGUCCGUCGUCUCCUGGUGGGCGUCGGGCCUGCUGGGCCUCGUCGACGAGCGGAUCCUGUUGUUGAACGACCCGGCGCCCGCGGAGGUCGCGGUCGGCGUCCGCUUCGGCUUCGACGUCAGGCUGCCGUCGGAGCUGGGCGCGCGGUCCGGGCCCGGCGCGGGCCAGCGGCCGCCGCUGCCGGGCCCGCGGCUCCGGGCCGUGAAGCCCGAGGUGCUGACCAUCGGCGCGGCGUUCGCCGCGGCGCUCGUCGCGGCGUCGUCGACGCACGUGCUCUUCCUGGAGAAGGACUUCGGCGUCGCGCCAUCCCACAACCCGGACUCGCUCGCCCGCGAGCUCGCGGCGUCCGUCGUCGCGCUCCGGCGCGGCGCGGCGAUCGUGCGGCUCCGGUCCAUCACGGACCAGGGCUGCGGCACGUUCCGCCGGUGCCAGAGGGACGCGAACAUGCCCGACUGGAAGGCCCAGACGACCUUCGGCCGGCGGCGCAACUGGUGGUCCUUCUACUGCCCCGAGUUCUCGAAGCCCGGAUCCGUCGCGGACUGCGAAACCGGCGGCGACGUGACACUCCGGUGCUUCACGUCCUGGGACUCGAACUGGUCGCUGAACGCCGUGCUCGUGGACCGCGAGUCGGCGCUGGAGAAGAAGUGGAAGUACGCGCGCAAGGGCGCCGCGGGCAAGUUCGGCCCGGGCCUCGCGCUCGCGCAGUACGCGGCGGCGACGUGGCAGAAGCAGGACGGCUUCGAGGUCGGCAUGCUCAAGGACGACUGGGGCAAGCUCGACAUGCCCAUCUGCCUCUCCUUGCGCGGCAUCUUCGAGCACGUCGAGGUCGACGGACGAAGCUGUCACGCGCGUGACGUCAAAACGAUAACCGCACCACGCUACGCAAUGAAGCUCGCGCUGCUCUCGAUCACCGGCGCCGCCGCCCUGAGCGGCGUGACGACGACGACGGACUGGACCGCCGCGCGGACCGCGCUGCGGCAGCGCGACGUCGGCGCCGUCGUCGUCGAGGGCGCCGCGGCGCCCGCGGACGCCUGGCGCGGCGCCAUGGAGGGCGACGCGUGCGCCGCCGUCGACGUGUCGUGCGAGGCCUGCGACUGCGCCGUCGCCGCCGUCCAAAGCGCCUUCGCGCCGCUCUGGGGCGCGGCGGACGCGGACGGCGCGGCCGCGGCACAGAUCGUCGACCUCGCGCGGUGCUACGACCGGUGCCUGGCGGACAAGUCGGACGGCGGCCGCGUGCGCGUGCGCGCGACGGUCACGCGCGGCCGCGCGACGGCGCCGUGCCCGAAGCUGCACACAGACUUUGUCGCGCUCCGUGGCCUCGUCGCGCUCGAGGGCCCGGGCACCGUCGUCGCGCCCGAGGUCAACCUCGCGGUGAGCAACCUCAUGCCGGCGUGGAUGGUCGCGCGCAUGGACCGCGCCGAGGGCGCGGCGACGGUGUCGCCGGCGCGCGGCGCGUUCCUCCUCGUCAAGGGCGAGAGCUGGGGCUUCGGCCACGCGGCCGCCGCGCACCGGAGCCCGGCGGCGACGGACGCGCGGCGCGUCCUCCUCGCCUUCGACCGGCUCUGCGACGUGGAGUAGGGCGACAAAAGGG